GGCUUUUCCCGGCACAUGCGCACCGCAGCGGGUCGCGCGCCCUAAGGAGUGGCACUUUUUAAAAGUGCAGCCGGAGACCAGCCUACAGCCGCCUGCAUCUGUGUCCAGCGCCGGGUCCCGCCCGUCCCAGCUGCGCGCGCCCCCCAGUCCCGCACCCGUUCGGCCCAGGCUAAGUUAGCCCUCACCAUGCCGGUCAAAGGAGGCACCAAGUGCAUCAAAUACCUGCUGUUCGGAUUUAACUUCAUCUUCUGGCUUGCCGGGAUUGCUGUCCUUGCCAUUGGACUAUGGCUCCGAUUCGACUCUCAGACCAAGAGCAUCUUCGAGCAAGAAACGAAUAAUAAUAAUUCCAGCUUCUACACAGGAGUCUAUAUUCUGAUCGGAGCCGGCGCCCUCAUGAUGCUGGUGGGCUUCCUGGGCUGCUGCGGGGCUGUGCAGGAGUCCCAGUGCAUGCUGGGACUGUUCUUCGGCUUCCUCUUGGUGAUAUUUGCCAUUGAAAUAGCUGCGGCCAUCUGGGGAUAUUCCCACAAGGAUGAGGUGAUUAAGGAAGUCCAGGAGUUUUACAAGGACACCUACAACAAGCUGAAAACCAAGGAUGAGCCCCAGCGGGAAACGCUGAAAGCCAUCCACUAUGCGUUGAACUGCUGUGGUUUGGCUGGGGGCGUGGAACAGUUUAUCUCAGACAUCUGCCCCAAGAAGGACGUACUCGAAACCUUCACCGUGAAGUCCUGUCCUGAUGCCAUCAAAGAGGUCUUCGACAAUAAAUUCCACAUCAUCGGCGCAGUGGGCAUCGGCAUUGCCGUGGUCAUGAUAUUUGGCAUGAUCUUCAGUAUGAUCUUGUGCUGUGCUAUCCGCAGGAACCGCGAGAUGGUCUAGAGUCAGCUUACAUCCCUGAGCAGGAACGUUUACCCAUGAAGAUUGGUGGGAUUUUGUUUGUUUUGUUUUGUUUGUUUGUUUUUUUGCCACUAACUUUAGUAUUCAUUCUGCACUGCUAGAUAAAAGCUGAAGUUAUUUUAUGUUUGUCUUUUAAUGCUUCAUUCAAUAUUGACAUUUGUAGUUGAGCGGGGGGGUUUGGUUUGCUUUGGUUUAUAUUUUUUCAGUUGUUUGUUUUUGCUUCUUAUAUUAAGCAGAAAUCCUGCAAUGAAAGGUACUAUAUUUGCUAGACUCUAGACAAGAUAUUGUACAUAAAAGAAUUUUUUUGUCUUUAAAUAGAUACAAAUGUCUAUCAACUUUAAUCAAGUUGUAACUUAUAUUGAAGACAAUUUGAUACAUAAUAAAAAAUUAUGACAAUGUCCUGG
Molecule: messenger RNA, 1295 nt
Organism: Nomascus leucogenys (northern white-cheeked gibbon)
Lineage: Eukaryota; Metazoa; Chordata; Mammalia; Primates; Hylobatidae
Gene: CD9
Product: CD9 molecule
Cellular component (GO): membrane
Source: RefSeq, a predicted model, not a curated record